GAGUUGUGAUCUGUUUUCCUUACACUGGCCACUCCGUGUCUUCGGUGUGGUUGCCUUGCGUGAUUCCGUUGAUUACAAUCGCAAUGUUAUCUUCUACCGGACAAGGGAUAACUGUCAGACCCUCACUGAAAAGGAUCCCUAUUUAGUACUAACAGGUCCUAGCCGUGCUGUCAUGCUAUUAGAUCCGGUGACUCUGGAGGUUGUGCUGAAAGUGAAGGGUGCUACUGAAUCUGAGGAUAAAGACUUUAGCUUUUUAGCUGCGCCGGUGAUGAGACGUGCUGUGCUUUCUUCGUGCCUGCUCAAUACUGUUUUCGCUAGUAAGCUCAGCACACUGGAGUUUACCCUUGGCCAUAUUGUUUUCUCUGUGGAGGCCACAAUAUCUCUGGAAGUCGUUGAUGGUUCAUGGCCAGAUGGUUUUCGUGGUCAAUUUUCUGCACGUACCUGUGCUGUCCGUAUCUCUGACACGGAUGAUGAGGAAGUCUUCUCCCAUUCUGAAGAUAAGAAAGUUCCUGUUAUUGGUGAUGGCUCCUAUGCCUCCCGUAUUGAUAAGCAGGUGGUCAUCUUACUUGAUUCUGGAGUUGGGAAAGCUCCUGUUAUUGGUGAUGGCAAGAUCAAGCUUUCACGUUGUGUUGCCUCUGUUGAGGUUGAAGGAAAGCUGAUUGUUUCUGUCAAGGCAUGGCAAAUUGACAACCAAGUUGUGGAAAAAGAGAUGGAUUUCACCCCCAUGGAAGCUGACAGAAGCCAAGGCAUGCUGGAUGUUGGCUUCUGUACAAUGAAAGUCACUGUCGCCUGGUCACUUGUUUCGCAUGAUCCUGAGGCCUAAGAGUCCACUUUGUUGAUGGAAGUUGUGAAGUUAUAAUUAUGCUGUUAAUUAGAGUUUCAGUUGGCACUGUACCCAUCUGUGAUACCUUGCACUAAUUAAUGUUUCAGUUGGCACUGCAGCCAUCGGUGGUAUUUUCCUCUA
Molecule: messenger RNA, 964 nt
Organism: Panicum virgatum (switchgrass)
Lineage: Eukaryota; Viridiplantae; Streptophyta; Magnoliopsida; Poales; Poaceae
Exons: 2
Coding region: 173-823 (216 amino acids)
Source: RefSeq, a predicted model, not a curated record